ACACAUUCUCUUCUUACACAACCCUUUUAAAUAGCAUUGCUUAGCCUUUGUUUUCUCCACCAAACCACACUCUAAUCUCAUUUCUCUAUUAUUUUUCAACUCUAUUAUUCUCACUCUCAUUCUAAUGGCAUCUGACAAGAAGAUUAGGAUCGGUAUCAACGGAUUCGGAAGAAUUGGACGUUUGGUUGCUAGAGUUGCUCUUCAAAGAGACGAUGUUGAACUUGUUGCAAUCAACGAUCCUUUCAUCACAACUGAUUACAUGACAUACAUGUUUAAGUACGACACUGUUCAUGGUCAAUGGAAGCAUUUUGACCUUAAGGUUAAGGACUCUAAAACCCUUCUCUUUGGUGAGAAGACCGUUACUGUUUUUGGAACUAGGAACCCUGAGGAGAUUCCAUGGGGUGAGGUUGGAGCUGAUUAUGUUGUUGAGUCAACUGGUGUUUUCACUGACAAGGAUAAAGCUGCUGCUCACUUGAAGGGUGGUGCCAAGAAGGUUGUCAUUUCAGCCCCAAGCAAAGAUGCACCCAUGUUUGUUGUUGGUGUUAACGAAAAUGAAUACAAGCCAGAGCUUAACAUUGUUUCCAAUGCUAGCUGCACAACCAAUUGCCUUGCUCCCCUUGCCAAGGUUCUUAAUGACCGAUUUGGAAUCGUCGAGGGUCUUAUGACCACUGUCCACUCCAUCACAGCUACCCAGAAGACUGUUGACGGUCCAUCAAGCAAGGACUGGAGAGGUGGAAGAGCUGCUUCCUUCAAUAUUAUUCCCAGCAGCACUGGAGCUGCCAAGGCUGUAGGAAAGGUUCUUCCAGAACUGAAUGGUAAAUUGACCGGAAUGUCUUUCCGAGUCCCUACCGUCGAUGUUUCAGUUGUUGACCUCACUGUAAGGCUUGAGAAGAAAGCAACCUAUGAACAAAUCAAGGCUGCUAUCAAGGAGGAAUCAGAGGGCAAGUUGAAGGGAAUUUUGGGUUACACUGAAGAUGAUGUGGUAUCUACUGACUUUGUUGGUGAUAGCAGGUCUAGUAUAUUUGAUGCCAAGGCAGGAAUUGCUUUGAAUGAUAACUUUGUAAAGGUUGUUUCUUGGUAUGACAACGAAUGGGGAUACAGUACCCGUGUUAUUGAUUUGAUUGUCCACAUUGCUUCUGUGGCUUGAGGCUGAUAGCUUAGAUUGUAUCGUUUGAACCUGUUCUAAAUUUUGUCUCACUCGAGAUUAUCAUAGUGUGAAUUUGAAUUCGGCUUAAUAAAACUUUGUGUUGUUGUGAGUGAAGUCAUUGAAACACAAAGUGUCUAUGUUUUAUAUUUUUUGUAUUUUAAAUUAAUAGUCGGCCUUAGGUUCUCUUGUUUUAGAGUUGAUGACUUUUUUUUUCCCCAUUUUUCUUUUCAUUUUGAAUCCUUGUUUAUCUUAAUAUAAGAAAUAUUUUGUUGUCCAUGA
Molecule: messenger RNA, 1426 nt
Organism: Cicer arietinum (chickpea)
Lineage: Eukaryota; Viridiplantae; Streptophyta; Magnoliopsida; Fabales; Fabaceae
Product: glyceraldehyde-3-phosphate dehydrogenase, cytosolic
Biological process (GO): glycolytic process; glucose metabolic process
Cellular component (GO): cytosol
Molecular function (GO): NADP binding; NAD binding; glyceraldehyde-3-phosphate dehydrogenase (NAD+) (phosphorylating) activity
Source: RefSeq, a predicted model, not a curated record